Thamnophis sirtalis is the source of this 1253-nucleotide messenger RNA. The record is from RefSeq and is a predicted model, not a curated record. Lineage: Eukaryota; Metazoa; Chordata; Lepidosauria; Squamata; Natricidae.
CUGGAUUGUACUGAAGACAGAGAUACACAGGCUGAAAUGGUGACAUAAACUACUAGAAUUGAAUUGGAAUAAAUUCUGAAACUCUUUAUAAUCUCAAUGCAGUCAGAACUGGAAAGCAUCUUGGCCUGACUUACAACAUGACUUUUAUUGUGAAACUUCAUAGACAUUUUCAACGAACAGUAAUCUUACUAGCUACAUUUUGUAUGGUCAGCAUUGUUAUUUCAGCAUAUUAUUUAUACAAUGGCUACAAGCAAGAAAAUGAAGCUUCUGAACUUUCUUCAGAGGUUGAAUGUGGGGACCUUCCAAUGCUGCUAUCUCCAUGGAAGAUGAUUAAGCCCAGUGAACCACUAAGGACUGACCCUGUUGUGCUUGUAUUUGUGGAAAGUCAGUAUUCUCUACUUGGUCAAGAUAUAGUCAUGAUAUUAGAAUCCAGCAGGUUUCAAUAUCACAUAGAGAUUGCUUCUGGUAAAGGUGACCUUCCUGUACUGAUAAAUAAAAAUAAAGGCAAGUAUCUUCUAAUAAUAUAUGAAAAUAUUUCUAAAUAUGUGAAUAUGGAUUCCUGGAAUCGGGGCCUUCUAGAUAAAUACUGUGGGGAAUUCAGUGUAGGAAUGAUUGGGUUUCAAAAAAGCAAUGAUAAUACUUUGCAGACUUUUAAGUUAAAAGGUGUUCCUUUCCAGAUUCAUGGCAAUGUAGGUAUAAAAGACUGUUGCAUCAAUCCUCAUUCUCCUUUGCUCCAUCUAACAAAACCAUCCAAGCUUGAUAAAGGGCCUUUGCCUGGAAGUGACUGGACAGUUUUCCAUAUAAAUCAUUCAGCUUACCAACCUGUUGUAUUUGCAAAAGUAAGAGUACCUGAAAACCUCCCUCUGGCUGCUAUUAAAAAUGUUCUACAUGCCACAGUUAUUCAUGACUUGGGUCUUCAUGAUGGAAUUCAGCGUGUUCUUUUUGGUAACAAUUUGAACUUCUGGCUGCACAAACUCAUCUUUAUUGAUGCUCUCUCAUUUUUGACUGGAAAGAGACUUUCAUUGUCCCUGGAUAGAUACAUACUUGUAGAUAUUGAUGACAUCUUUGUUGGAAAAGAGGAAACAAGAAUGAAAGCCAGUGAUGUUCAGGGAACUAUGUGGCAAGAUUUACCUGGUAUUGCCACUUGCCAGAAUGCUUCUAAUAUGAUUGCAUUGCCUAGAAAGUCCAUCAGUGCAGGACAGGGGCCUAACAAAGAGUACCCUGCCCAGGAAAUGGCCCUGAGCAAGUUGUAG